Molecule: messenger RNA, 1071 nt
Organism: Wallemia ichthyophaga EXF-994
Lineage: Eukaryota; Fungi; Basidiomycota; Wallemiomycetes; Wallemiales; Wallemiaceae
Product: putative sister chromatid cohesion protein DCC1
Exons: 3
Coding region: 1-1071 (356 amino acids)
Biological process (GO): maintenance of mitotic sister chromatid cohesion; mitotic sister chromatid cohesion
Cellular component (GO): Ctf18 RFC-like complex; chromatin; chromosome, centromeric region
Source: RefSeq, a predicted model, not a curated record
AUGAUAAGGAUAUCAACGGGAUUAAAUGAUAAGAAUAAAAAUGAGUUCAAGCUACUCGAAUUAGAUAAUGAGCUGGUGGAGGCGCUAGAAAAGCAACAAGUUUUGGAAUUCAAAGGCGACGGAGAUGAGGAUGCUGUGUUAUGUAGCAACUCUAAUACUUACCUGCUGAAGAAUAGAAUGCAUUCCAACAGCCUGACGCUGCUUGAACGCGAUACACACGAUACACACGAUACACACGAUACACACAUAGUAAACACAUUCCAUGAAAUACUCGAAACACACAAGUGUAUACCAAAUAUGGACAAACUCGAUCAAAUACUCUCACAUCGCGUUUUACUCGAUCCAACUGAGUCUAAUACAGACAAAGAUAGAGACGUCGAUAGCAGCCUGCGAUAUGAUUACAAGCGUUUGAGCAGCUCGAUCCAAGCGAGUGAUGAGGAAAUGAGACACGCUCUGACAGCACGCAAGAUAGUGCACUACAACGGAGAGUACAGACCGGUAGAUGCUGAAUGCCUGAUGCGCACUCUCGAUCUCAUAGCGAAUACACUCGAGUUGCUGGGAAUGUCCAUGACUAACUUGGACAAACAGAGGGUGGUGGAGAAGGUACACGAGGAGCACAACGUAGAUAAACAAUACACAGAUACUGUCAUGGACUGGUUUAUGAGCACUCCUACAUCGCUCGAUAUAAACGCAUUUGUCAAGGAGAUGGGCGUGUGCAUUUUGAAGACUCACAAACACCCCACGCCUUUCGAAACAUUCAUCGACGACUGGAAAGAAAGAGUGGGCUACGAGCUGUCAUCGUACUGCUCACUAGACCUUCUCAAAGGCUCCUACCUCAUAGAAGCAGGUAGAGUCAAGUUUUUCACCUCUUCCUCCCUCUCCAAAGCACCGUCUACACGAUUCCAGGAGUUGUUCAAGAUGCGUGGCAAAUGGUUUGCUGCUGAUCUCAUACCCUUUAUUCAAGACCUCGGAGACAGCAAGGAGCUAGAGCGGCUGGUACUCAAGUUCUGUCGCAGCCAGACAGAUAAGAGCAGUGGAAUGGAGACAUAUACAUCGAGACAGAGAAUAUAA